Myxozyma melibiosi is the source of this 678-nucleotide messenger RNA. RefSeq lists its product as uncharacterized. Lineage: Eukaryota; Fungi; Ascomycota; Lipomycetes; Lipomycetales; Lipomycetaceae. The record is from RefSeq and is a predicted model, not a curated record. The transcript has 2 exons. Bases 1 to 678 code for a protein of 225 amino acids.
AUGAGCUACAAUAGCUGGCAAGAGGGCCAACGCGGAAAUAGUGGUGGCGGCGGCCGUGGCUAUGGUCGCGGAGGAGCGGGUGGUGGCCGUGGCCGUGGCCGUGGCCGAGGCCGAGGAAAUUUUAAUAACAACUCGAGGUAUGGCAACAGCGGUGGAUAUCAGAGUUAUGACAGCAACAAUGGGCAAAGGCCGUUCAAUAAGCGCCCUAGGACCAACAACUAUCAGCGCGGGUCAGGACAACACGGUGAACAAGAUCCUGAUUAUGUAUGGUUUGACAUCAGAGAAGCACUUUCCAACCCAUGGCGCGAACUAGAGGACGAGCUGGGACUUCCUCACGUGCAACCCGACUUAAAUGAAUUGGAUACUGAGGACGAAGCUGAAGACAGUAUGCAGGUUGAUACACCAGCGGAAAGAGCCGAUCUGGAUGGCGAAGGCGCGGCUAGGACGGAGAAGCUGACUACAGAGAUGCCACCAACUGAGGAAGCCUCCUCAAUAGGCGAUUUAGAGACGGCUGGCUCUUCAGAAACUCCUGCGCCAGUGGGCGAAGAACAAGAUGACAAUACAUCUCACCAAGACCCCACAGCCUCGACACUACCAGUAGCUGGCACAGUUCACUCUGGCAUCAAUGAAGAGAUCGACCUUGACAUCGAUAUGAGCCUUGAGCUCCCAUCCUCUUGA